Colius striatus (speckled mousebird) is the source of this 6021-nucleotide messenger RNA. It is a transcript of the gene FAXDC2, whose product is annotated as fatty acid hydroxylase domain containing 2. The transcript has 10 exons. Bases 1273 to 2274 code for a protein of 333 amino acids. Lineage: Eukaryota; Metazoa; Chordata; Aves; Coliiformes; Coliidae. Gene Ontology annotation, biological process: sterol biosynthetic process. Gene Ontology annotation, molecular function: iron ion binding; C-4 methylsterol oxidase activity. The record is from RefSeq and is a predicted model, not a curated record.
GAGGGGACAGCCAGCUCCUGCUUGGAAACACACCCCAUCAUCCUCAUAAAGUUUCCAGAGCAGUAGUCAAAGCUCCCAACGGAGUGGUUGUAGAAAAGCCAGGGAGGAGCACAGCAAAAGUGCAAGGGGUUGUUAUGGAUAACAAGGGAAAUUCUGAGGUACUGGGAGAGGCAGAAAAUCACAGUGAAGGUGGUCAAAUGCUGGAACAAAUAUCCCAGAGGAGCUGUGGAAUCUCCAUCCAUGCUGAGACUCAAAACUGAACUGUUGAAGGCUCUGAACAACUUGCUAAGAAAGCUCAAAUGGAGCAAAGCCUCAGAAAGGAAUGGAUUGAUCAAGCUUGACAUAUUUCAAGCAUUAGCAGUGUGUUUUUUCUGGAGACAGUGCUCACACGUGCACUGAGAGGAUCUGUGUGACAAGAUGGGUGUAUAGUGCAUGUUGCCUAAUGUAAAAGGCUUUGCUGUGAUCAGAGGUCCUUUGGAAAUGAAGAUAAGAUCAAUUUGUCCUGCGGCAAGGUACAUACCCUGUUCUGUUCGGGCUGGCACGUUAGCUGUGGUUGCUGCUUAUAGGUAUCCUUCACCAGGUAUGUUAAAGUCCAACUAUGACAUAUUAUUUCAAUAAGGUAGUGGUUGGCAAAAAACCCAUACAGAAGAUCUCAUAGAUUUACUCUACUGUCUCACAAAGAAGAGUGAAAAGCUACAUGGGGAAGGAUGAGAAGCCCUAGGACACCGUGGCUGCCUUAACACAGUCUCAUUUUAAGUGAUGGCACAUUAGGGCACCUCCCUCUACCGUUUGUUUGGCCAUGGGAUACAAAGCUGUUUAUAUUUUUAAGGCUGCUACCACAAGUUAACAUCUCCCAUGGGAGCACAUAGAACCCUAGUGUGCAAAUGGGUUGGAAGUUCAGGCUCAUGGUUUCAAGUUUCAAAUCACUUUUUGCCUGCUUUGGUUUGGUUUGUUUGUCUUCUCAGAACUGUUUAACAUCAGUUUCUUCCACUAACAUACGUAGUGUGGUGGGCUGGCCUCGUCCUUUGCUGUCCACGAGAGAGCAGCAACCCAAGCAGGAACUGAGGUGUCUGAUUUUUCUGUCUUAUAACAACACAUAAUGCAGAGAAACAGAGCUGGAAACACGUAGAGACUUGCAUUUGUAAAAGCUGUCUUGUCAAAGCUAAAGUAUAACCUCCUGGCAAAUCCAGGCACUUCUUUUUGGCAGUGUAUUCCUCCUUUCUGAAGCGCUGCGACAGGAGUACUCCCAAGAGGCUUCCUGUCAUCAUAAAGAUGAAAAGAGACUCUGGAUAUUCCACCAUGGCUGAGCGGCAGAAGCAGGAGGAGAAGCUCUGGAAUGCCAUGAAGAUCACUACCCAUGUCCUUGGAACAAGUCUGCUCGUCUUCACUGCCUUAGUGAACUUCCUUCCUUGGUACAUGCAGACUAUCUGGGAUGCUUCAGGCCACUUCUGGCAAACAACAUGGCUAAAGCUCUACUACCUGUUUGAGGGAAACGAGUGGACAAUCUUCCUCUUUGGGGCUGGAGCGGUGCCUACCCUUGCUUUCUGGUGCCUCAACGGAAUCCUGAUGGUGGCUGAUGUAACAGGAAAGCCCACUUUCAUUACUCGCUAUCGCAUCCAGCUGGGCAAGAAUGAUCCUGUAGACACAAAGAAAUUGUGCCAAGCCAUCUACACAGUGCUGUGUAAUCAGUUCUGUAUCUCCGUGCCCAUGCUUGUGCCCAUGUUCUACGUCAUGAAGUGGUGGGGCAACACCUUCAGCAAGGAAUUACCCACCUUCCAGUGGUUGCUUGUGGAGCUAUGCAUUUUUAUCUUAAUAGAGGAAAUUCUCUUCUAUUAUACACACAGGCUCGUUCACCUCCCGGCCCUGUACAAACACAUCCACAAGAAGCACCACGAGUGGACAGCCCCCAUUGGCAUCAUCUCCAUUUACGCUCACCCGCUGGAGCACAUAUUCUCCAACAUGCUGCCUGCCAUGACUGGCCCGAUGGUCCUGGGGUCUCACAUCGUUUCGAUUGCACUGUGGUUCUCCCUUGCCCUCCUAACAACAAGCAUUUCACACUGUGGCUACCACCUGCCCUUCCUUCCAUCACCGGAGUUCCACGACUUCCACCACCUCAAGUUCAACCAGUGCUACGGAGUCUUGGGAGUGCUGGACUAUCUGCACGGAACCGACACGGUCUUCAGACAAAGCAGAGCCUACAAGAGACACAGGGUCCUGCUCAGCCUCACCCCCCUCUCAGAGAGCAUCCCCGAGGCAGCCAGGAGGGCAGAGUGAGGCAGCCCAGCAGCCUGUGCUUCUCACAGCCACAAUGCUUUAUGCCAAAUAGUAUUUUAAGUGGGAGAUAAGUUACUGUUCAGUAACGGAACCCGAAGCUGAACUUCAACAUGCUGCUUCAAAUGACUGCACUGUUGCUGCUGUUAUUUUCUAAGGUACACACACACACACACACACACAAAAUUGCUCAAAAGCUUUUUUUAAACAGAGUUUAGGCUUUUUUUCCCUAGUUACUUGCACUGUUCCUUGGUUCAGCUGCCUGUGCCCCAGCCAGACGCACUCUGGGAAGUUCUUGUGAUGAAGGUUUUAACGCCUCAGUUUCCACAGGCUGUGCUUUGGCCUCUUUCUGCAACAUUCCACGGAAAUACCCAGCAAGAUGACCACAACUCCAUGGGACAGGAUUAAAACUACUGCUUUUCUGAGCCUCAGAACACCUGGCAUAUGGGAUGCAACCAGGUGGCAAGUCAGUCAGGCCACUGCUCUGGAAAUGCUCUCUGCUGCGUUCCUCGUGUAAGGGGGCAGCAGGUCUCAAUUUGAGGCUUCCAUGGCCUCAUCCACAAACUAACACCUGCAAACACAAAGGGAGUUUCCCUGCAUGGGGCAGGGGAGAGCUGAAGUGCUGCGAGGCAGCAGCCCUGGCAUGUCACUUCCUGCUGAGCCUCAUCUUGCUUCUCCUGCGCCAAGAGGAGCCACAAACCGAAGGGAGCAGCUCUGUGCAAUGACCAGCUACAGACAGACUCAGAGAGGAGUUAUUGCUGUCCUAGCCUGGGAAAAGACUGCUAAGGAAGGACCCAACAAAGCAGCACCCGCCCCUGGGCACACACCCAGAGGUACCCACACAACCCAUCAAGACACGUGGUGCAUUUUCUCCGAGAUCUUUUUCAGCCUCAAACCUUUUUUUGGGGCCUGGGAUUAAAAAGCCACCUGCCUGUCACCGAUGCUGGAGCCGUGUGCUGAGCAAGCCCUGCGAGGAGGGGACACGCACAGCGGACCUGCAGCCAGCCCAGCUCUGCCUGUGGAAGCCAACUUGCUCCUCUCACCCCCCUGCAGCCACACAGGGAUGAACCCAGCCCGUUUGCUUGCCCACAGUCCCGUGGGAAGGGCAAGCUGGCAGGACAGAAAAGCCAGGCUGCAUUGUCUUUUGAGGUUUUUAUUUUUAUACAUUUUUUUUGUAUUAAAAAGGAAAAAGCAUAAUUACCACAAAUUACAAAGGACUAAAGCAUUACUAGAAUAAUGAAUCACAUCAGCCUAGAAAGCAGAUACUCUGAAUAAUAUUAAUGUUAUAAUACAAGCUCUCAUUCAAGUAUUUUACAUUUUUCUCUUUUCCUUUUAUAUGUGACGAUGAUCCUAGCACAUGGGUCAAAGAUUAUGUACUAUCGACAGGAGAUGGAUCAUGUACAGCGGGGCCGUAUUCACAAGAUUUUCCUCCCAGGUGAUACAUGGCCUGUGAUGAGUCAUUUUAAGUUUGUCUCUACGAUAAAUGCAGCUGAAGAAGGUUGCACACACUUUCUAGUUUGGGGAAACAGAAGGCUGAGGUUGGGACACAGAGGGUUUGAGAAGGGCCAGCACAUCGAACCACCACCCCUUUUGCUCCAGGCGAGCGCGCCGAGGGCCACCCUGGCGGGCGCAGCUCAGCGGGGUGCGGGUCAGCCACGGAGCCAAAGGCUUCCAACCCCUGCGGGACCACGAGAGGCUGGAGAGGAGGGGAGAGGCGGCUGCACGCUCCCAGCCGCUCCCCCCGCCCCGCCGGCCCCUCCCUGCGGGGAUGUGCUUGUCACAGAUACAUCGGUCCUAUGUUCAAGUGUCUGCAGAAAGGGAAACUGUAAACUACUCACUGGAACGCUGCCCUCAGCCACCUGCUCCCCACCACCGAGAUGAACAGUCUCUAAAAAAGAAAACCCAAAGGAUCUUUAGUCUAUUACCUGGAUUGGAAGCUUUAGAAAAGCACAGUCAGUGAGGCAUUUCCCACUGUAGCAACCCUCUGGCCAGGAGCCUCGCGUUUCCAAACAGUGACAAGUGACAAGCCCGGCCUCAGAGGAGCCAGGAGAAAGCAGGCGUUGCAAACACAGCUUUGCUACACUUACAGUCUUCCUUUUUUUUUUCCUCUAUUUUUACCUUUCCUUUUCCUUUUGACAACAUAAGUGGGAAGGUUUUAACAGCCAGAAGGGCCCCUCAGCACGGCCGUGUGCCACGGGGCAGUGUGCUGCUCCAGCGGGGCAGGCGGGGGAGCAGGCAGAGGGACAGGCAGGCCAAUGGAGCAGUACCAUUACCACCUCCCUGCCAAAAUGAGCACGGCAAACAACAGAGCCUCCUCCGAAACACACCUUCCACCUCCUGACCCCAGGCCAGAGCUCUGUGCCUGCUACAACCGCCAGCAUCCCCACACAAGGCUGGCACACGGCUGCGGCGGCCUGGGGCCCGCCGGGGAGGUGGGAGCACUGCCCUGGCGCUGCCCCCGGGCAUCCUGGGGCCGGGCUGGGGCUGCAGCCGGGUCAGCACUCACGGGAGCACACACCUGACCACGAAGCGCCCAAACAAGAAGCACAACCAAACCCUCAGCAGGAGGCCAAGGAGGAGUCCCCCUCCCUGGACAGCCAUCCCUCAGAGUGGCACCGACCCUGUUUGGUGUCCCUGCAGAGCUGUCCCCCCACAGGCCCAAGGCUGGGGAAAGCCUCUCCACAGCCAUCCCACCUGAGCAAGCAGCAGCUGCCUCGGGCAAGGGCCGUCUCUCGGCCUUUCCCUUGCUCUCCAGCCACACGGCUGCCCCGCAGUCAGGCAAGGCACAGGGUCACACAUCCAGCAGUGGGCACCUGCUGGGAUCAUGCUUCUGACCCCCUUCUCCCUGGGGCACUGGGGGGUGGCACAUGGGGCCUUGGCCACACUGUGACAAACGACUGACUUGGCAGAAGGGGAACAAAGACUCUCCUAUGCCAAGACCAGAGUCUCAGUCUUAAAAAUCAAAAGGUAACUUGUAACUGAUUCCGAUUUUGGGAAUUCUCUUGGACGUUUCUCUCACCUACCACCCCAGCAACUCCACAGCCUGCUCCACCAACACCACCUCCACGGCAGGAGCUGCUGUGCAGAGCUCAUUCCUCAUUUCCUACUUCCUUUGUUGCUAAAAUGCAGACAAUUGACUUGAAAAGAGAACACACACCGACGAGGGGAGCAGAGGGACACAGCAGCAAGUCCAGACCCGCUUCCACCAGCAACGCCACUCCGGCGUCCCUGACCGACCCCCAGCCCCCGAGGUUCCUCCCUCCCAAAUCAGGGGCAAACUCGGGCUCACGAGAGGGGAGCUCUGGAGAUAACAGUCACGGCCGCAGCGCUGUACGAGUAUCACUUGCCCGCGGUGCCCUGCGAGCCCUGGGCUGGGGCUGACCUGCUGCAGCCAGGCGGGCGGCUGGUGUGAGGUGAGCGCCCUGCGGGGCUGGGCAGACCAGGCAGGAUCACACGCCACCAGGAAAGGGCAAAGUAGCAGCUCCCCAGCCUCCCUCGAACCCAGCUGUGCUUUCCAUCCUCCCUGUUCACGAAGCUGCUCCACGGGCACCAGCCCCCCAUCCCCCACCCCAUCUAUUACAGCAGCAUCUCGGACACAGCAUCAGUUGGGGCCGGGGAUCACCUCGGCCAGGGCCCACUGACAAGCGGCCCACGCUCAUCCCCCAGCCCUGCAGAGGUGGCUCCUUCACCUCCUCCCAGCCGCGACACACGGCUCCGGCUCAAUGAGAUCCUUUGGGAAAGCCCCCGUAC